AUGUCGAAGGCUAGCCUUUGGAUGGCAGGCUGCUUCGGUAGCAAAUCCGAGGAGACCUCCGCCAUUCGCAGAACUCCCAUGCCUUCACAUCAUAUUUUUGCAAAGACAGGUCGGCGUUGGCAGCGAUGGUUCUCGGUACUGAGGUAUAUAAAGCGUGGUCGACACAAUGAAACGCACAUCGAGAUCCCAGAUGUGAUCGUGACGCACAAUCGUUUCGUAUUCGAUGUGAUCGCUCGAUCUGUUGACAUCAACGGGAAGGAGAAGAAAGUCUUGAAGCGAGCACUUCUCGACACAGGAAGCGACCUCAAUUUGAUCAGUGCGUCAGCAUUCGAUGGCUUGAUGAUGAAUUUCAGCCCUUUCCGAAAAGACAUUCAUACCUUAGCCGGCAGAACAGCCAUCGCUGGCCACACCAGAAUUGCCUGGUCAACUAUAGGGUCGAGUCCACCAAAUUCGUCUGCCAAAUUGCACUGGGAUCGAUUUUAUGUGCUAGCCAGCACGGAGAAUGCAGCUUUCGACAUGAUCCUGGGCCAUGAAUGGAUUUUCAACAACUUCGCUGCCUCAACAACGCGGAACGUGCAGAUUGCUGUCAUAGCCGACGACCAAGAGCAUCUUGUGCCGUUACCAAAGACUCUAUUCGACACUUCAGCGAGUCUCAGCGUCAUCACCAACACGAAGGCUGUCGCCACGCUGGGCCGUGCAUCUCGCACCCCUACCGUGAUUCACAGAAGCUCGCUCGGUAGUCUGACGACUGCAUCUUGCGUCACGCUUCGAUGUCGUUACGAUGGCGGACUGCAAUCUUUCCAAGAAACUUUCCACAUCAUCGAUGACACGGAAAAGCUGCAUGGCUAUGAUGCAAUCCUGCGUGGCAGCAUAGCCAUCAAGCCGCCUUGCGCAAGUGGACAAGACUCUGUUCCUGGUGCAUACCCAAUCCUGCUCAGUCCGCCUGGGAAGAGUGGUAAAGAGGACAGGAAGCAAAGAGAAGCGGAACUGAGGAGGAAAGAGACCUCAUACCAGGAACAGGUCAAGAGGCAAAGAGAGCAGGUGAAGAGACAGCUUGAUGGUGCUAAGAGUGCUGUAACUGCUGGUGGAGGAGGCAGGCGAUGA
This is a messenger RNA of Cyphellophora attinorum, 1104 nucleotides long. RefSeq lists its product as uncharacterized. The record is from RefSeq and is a predicted model, not a curated record. The coding region runs from base 1 to 1104 and encodes 367 amino acids. The transcript is spliced from 2 exons. NCBI's taxonomy places the organism in Eukaryota, Fungi, Ascomycota, Eurotiomycetes, Chaetothyriales, Cyphellophoraceae.